Dentiscutata erythropus is the source of this 2958-nucleotide messenger RNA. Lineage: Eukaryota; Fungi; Glomeromycota; Glomeromycetes; Diversisporales; Gigasporaceae. The record is from the annotation of a GenBank genome assembly.
UUCAUAAUGUUUGACAAGAAUGGUAGAUGUGAAGUGGUUGAUUCUCCGGGGUUUGCAAAGGAUUUGGUGGAAAAUUUUCGAUGGUUGAUGGAUGCUUUCUCCGGAAAAACAAAUGACGAAGAUCGAAAGAGAGUUAUCUAUACUAUGGUAGAAACAGCGCAGUAUGGGUAUAGAAAAAUUGUAUCAGCACUACUGUAUGGAAUUCUAACGGAAGAUGAUUAUUCAAAGAUUUUAUGGCUUAUUACCAUCAUAAUAGAUGAUAAUAGAGAAACUACGGUGAAUGCUCAACCUGGCUUGUAUGAAGUCAUUGAAAAUCUUCUUCGCCAGAUUCGUGAAGUUUCAAACAUACCCGACUUUGCGGCCAUUUAUAGUAAUCUAGAUCAUAAUGCAAAAUUGCUUAUGAUACGAAAACCAACGAUGGAUUAUUGUUUGAGUAGUCGCCUUACAAACGAUGAAAAAGCGAGAAUAACCGCAUACUUGGAAAAUCAUACACCAAAAGCUUUUCCACGAAAAUUCGACACAUUUUUUAGGGAUUUUUCAGUUUCCGGAUAUACACUUUUGGACAUAAUAAGAUGGAUAUGCAGUGCAUUUCGCUCAGCAAAGCCAAAUGCGGAAUACCAAAGACAUCAAUUAAUCAGCGCAAUGAUUGCCCAUGCACGCGACAAAGAAAAUUCAAGCGAAGCUAAACAGUCGAUUAUGUUAUUGUCAAAAACGGCUCUUAUACUGGAUUGGCUAUCUUUUGACAGGAAUAGCAUAAAUCAAAAUAUAAACGAUAAUAUAAUUAAUAUCGAGCCAACUGUCCGCUUGAUAUUAGAAUCGUAUCGUACUGACUCUCAAUUUGGUCCAGAAUUAAUUGAAUAUUUGGGAUCCUCAAUUAGCAAUUUUCUUCCAGGUUUUGAUCCUGAAAUUCGUGAAAAUGUUAGAGUUGCUGCUCAAACCGUUAUACGAAGGAAUGUUAUGACGAUAGAAGAACUUAACAUGAUCCGAAGUAAAACCAACGAUGGCCGUGCUGCUAGUAGGAUAAUAUUGGAAAUAUGGGGUGGCAAUAAACAAUUAUCGCAGCAAAGCUUCCAACAGCAAAGUCCUUCUUUACCUCCACGGCAGCAAUUAACACCUUUAAAUCAAACUGCUGGCGCUUUAUAUAACCGACCAUUAAAUCAAACAGGUAGCACUUCAAAUAGUGAUCAGCAAAACUCUAGACGCACAUCUGUAAACUACGAUUCCCUACCAAUGCAAAGCAAUCCUUUAGUUCAACCAACGCAGCAAGAUUUGCCUGUUUCAGUACCCAGGCAACAAAUACCUCCGACGUCAGCAUUAAAACCUUCAGAUCAGAGAACUACUAUCGACAAUCCUAAAAAGUUACGAAUGUGGUUAUAUUUAUCUGCGUUGCCAAACUUUGAGAAAGCCAUUCAGAAUAAUUAUAUUGAUGAGUCCCUUGAACAUCUAAAAAAUAUUUUCGAGAUAUUUUUGAAGAAUGUCGACCUCGGAUUUCCUAAUUCGCCUCAUUUUAAGGAAUUGCCCGAAAAGUUAGCAGCCCCUUUAUGUAAUUCAAUUAACUUUGAUGAACUAAAGGACUGCUAUGAUCUUUCUAAUCGAUUACUUAAAAUUGAGCCCUCGGGAAGAAAUCUUUUCAACCUAUUGCUUUCGUGGAUAUUUCAAUGGAAAACUGAACCAAACGAUAACAAUUCUAAUAAAUACAAGGCAUUUGAACUACUGAGACUGAUUAUUAAUUGCGCCAAACAGACAGAUGGAAGCAACGAAAUUCAUGCAAAAGCACGAUCAAAAUUAAUGAUGUAUUGUCUAGGGAGAUCACAAUCGAGUGGAUUGCAUGAUACAUCGAGCGUGUUACUUGAUACAAUGGGUAGCAUAAAUAUAAACUUGCCAGACGCUAUCGAGUUGUAUACCGCUUACCUAAAAUUUGAAAUUACACGUGAAAAGAUAUCAUCUAAUGUUGAAGAAGAAUUUAAACAGAGAUGGUUGGAAGAUCUGACCCUUCUUCAGGAGAACGAAAAUAGUGUAUUUUUAUCCAUGGUUCCACAAUUGCUCAAGUUCUGGCCAAAUAUUUUCGUUGGAACUCCACGGUUCAUUUACAUGAUUGCAAGCGGAAUUUAUAAAUUUGAAACUGAUUUGAGACAACAAAAAUACAAGGUUAUCGGCGACGUCGAAGGCGUAGAUUCUAUCCUUGCAUGCGCUUUGGAGUGGGAUUCAUUUGAACAGAUAUACCUAUUUAAUUUGAUAGGAUCAGAAUAUGGCAAUGAUGUUAACCAGACUGAAAAAUUUAUGAGCACAUCAGUUUACCUAAAAAGCUUGGAUCCUUUAACACACCCUGAAGCGCUGUCUGGCUUAAUAUGGCUUCUGGAGACCGUCUCCCCUACAGUAAAAAUUAUUGAGGCUCUAUUUGAAAUUAUGAUUUCUACGACAACAGAAGCACGGAUGUUUUUUGACAAUCUCAAAAUUGAGGGCAGUACAAAUAAAACAGCUGAUUUAAUUAGAGCUAUAGUAGAUUUAAUGGAUGAUUUAUGGAAAAAAUCUUAUCCUGCGUUAAAACACGGUUUCCAAAAGUUGAAACUAUUGCAGUUUUCAAUUGGCAUACAAAUAAAAUUUUCUAACUUGGUCGAGGAGAUUUCUGAUGACAAACACAUGGAAUUUGAAGAAAUGAUGUUCUGGUGUAUUUCCAAUAUCAAAACAAUCGAAGGAUCGCCAGUUACGUUUUACGACCAUAAUAGUGCGAAUAAACCAACAACCACUUCUACAUCCGACGGAGAAGAAAACGAAGAAGAGACUACACUACCACCAGUUUUACCCACAAAACGCAUUAAAAGAAAAAUUAUUAAAAUGCCGAUGAAUCAGAUUAUGAAAAUGCCCGAUGAAUUAGAUUAUAAAAAUGAACUUGAACUCGAUCCAGUAACCAUUUCACCAAAGAAACCUAAACCGAAAGUUGAGAGACAGGAUUGUUAA